Molecule: messenger RNA, 813 nt
Organism: Brassica napus (rape)
Lineage: Eukaryota; Viridiplantae; Streptophyta; Magnoliopsida; Brassicales; Brassicaceae
Exons: 2
Coding region: 1-813 (270 amino acids)
Source: RefSeq, a predicted model, not a curated record
AUGGUUAAUGAGGCUGGGAGACAGGCAAUAGUGGAUAAGUUCUAUGAGGCUUUUGGUAUAAAAAUUCCAUGGAGAAAAUUUGGGAUAAAGUACAAUACUUGCAAAAAGCAGUAUGAGUCUUUUAAGAAGUUGACUCGGAACAGAACGGGGCUUGGUUUUGAUUCAACCGGAUUCGUCAACAUGAGUGAGGACUGGUGGAAUGAACGAUGCAAGGAGUGGCCAGGUGCUAGAAAAUUUAAAGACAAGCCGGUAGCAAAUAUGGAUUUGAUGGAGAAGGUAUUUGGGACAGUUUAUAUUAGUGGAGGUGAAGGUUGGUCUGCUCAGCAAGGUGAAGAUGUUUUAGACACAAAGCACUCAGAUCAUGAUGAUGAGAUUGAUGGUGAAGAUGAUGCUGAGUCAAGGCUUGAUAUUCCUACUGAAGAAGCUGUUGGAGCUGAAUCAAGAAAUUUUGGAUCAAAGAAUGUUGGCCCCUCUUCUUCUAGGUCAAAGGUUAAUAAGAAAAGAUCAAGGGCUGUACAAGCAGGACAAGCUGUGGCUGAUGUGAUUAGGGAAAGUGUUGAGUCUAGAGACAAGAUUCUUUCCCACAAGAAUCAUCUGAUAGAGAACCAUCCUGAGUUUAGUUGCAGUCAACUGCGAGCUAUGGAGGUUCUUCACUCUCUGCCUGCUAUAAGGAUGUGGUCUCCUCUAUACAAGGCCUCCAUUAACCACCUCAAACAAGAUGCUGCAAAUCGUCAGACCUUCUUGUUCUAUGGAGAUGAUGAGAACAGGGUUAUCUACUUGGAAUAUGCAACUGGAGAAAGCAGAGAUGCAUGA